AUGACUUCAAUUCCUAUUUGGCAGCUCCCCGAGCUUCGAAACGAAGACGUUCCCACCCCAACAUGGAUGGUAGUCUUCCUAUGUCCGAUGGAGGAGGAAGAGCGGGAUGAAAUCAUGCAAAAACUCAUUACCGUUGAUAAGAACUGGCCUGAUCGUCCCACUGGUGAACCGAGGCGGUUGUUACAAGUUCCUUGGCUGCUUGAUACACCCGCGCACCCGUCAGUUCUAUCUUCUAUCGUGAAGCGAACCGAGAAACCCGACUCGUUGAUUUUCGUGGAUGAGCAGUCGCUGAAAGAUGACAUGGUCAUUCUGGUGAACUAUGACGAAUCGGGAAAGAAUUUUGAGAGCUUACGAGCUCCAAUACAUCGAGCCAAUGUUCUCUUGAGCGCUGCGGCGGAAGGGACUGCACUUGAGGGAAUGCCUCUUCCUGAUGAUUCCGAGGCAAUAACGCAACAAGGGACCAAGUCAUAUGGUGAAACCCCGGUCUUCAUUCUGGAGGAAAUGACAGAAGAAGAGCUCCAGAGAAUCAAGGACUUGUUUCAAGAAAACUACCACUAUGACCUGGACUGGAUAGAUGUCUCCAGCCAACUCGAGAUCCCCGAUAUAGAGUCCCUCCUUGAGUAUUUCGAAUCCGAAGAACACGAGAUGCAAAGCCCACCAUGUUAUUUCCUAGCAGUGGAUCGCACCACUCUGGAAUUCGCCAGAGAACAAGAAGGAAAAAAGUCAGAAAUCGUGAUUUUGGCAUCGCAAGAGGCUGGCGAACUACAGUUCUGCGAUGAGUUAGGAGAUGAGCAUAGCAAAGUCUGCAUGGGAUAUGGUCUAGUGUCACAGAGUGUGGGAGACGCUAUGGAUGCCGUGGUGAAUCUUUCCUUGGCCAAUAUGGACUUUUGUGAAAUAGCCCCCGCGCCUGAGUGUGUGUAUUGGAAAGGAUAUCAGGCUUGGGUGGAUGUGAAUAUGGAUGAUUAUGAGGGCGGGGAUAAGUCGUUUGCGAGUGUUUGGAUCCCUGGAGAAGGACGAGUUGAUAUUGAAAGAUAUUAA
Molecule: messenger RNA, 1038 nt
Organism: Penicillium odoratum
Lineage: Eukaryota; Fungi; Ascomycota; Eurotiomycetes; Eurotiales; Aspergillaceae
Exons: 2
Coding region: 1-1038 (345 amino acids)
Source: RefSeq, a predicted model, not a curated record